GAAACAUGGAGAAAUUAUAAGAAAAGGUUGACUAAAUAAUAUAUAAAAAACAACGAUCCUAUAGUUGUUAGAGAUAGUCCUGCCCCCCCAGGUGUCCCUAUGGAGGAUUGGAGGACCUUUGUGGAUCAACACAACACCGAGCAAUUCAAGAGAGUAAGUGCAAGGAAUAAAGUCAAUCGGGCAAAGCUAAAAGGACCUGCGUGUCUUGGGAGGCGCAGCAUGGCUGUUACUCGCCAUCAGAUGGCGAUGGAGAGGAAUCUUACCUCUGAUGCCGAGAUAGGUAGAGGUGAUGUCUACUUAAGAGCCCAUACGAGCAAGGACAAAGUCGUCCAGUAUCCUGACCUUGUUCAAAAACUAGAUGAGCUUUAUAGUAGCAAUCCUGCUUCUAAGAUGACCGGCGUUGACGAUGCCCUUACACAGUUGGUUGGUUCUGAUAGUAGAGGACGAAUGCGUGGUCUGGGUUGCUCGAUAAGCAAAACAGGACUGAAGAAGUCAACCCCUGCCCGUUCAAAGCUACAUAAUAUGGCAAAAGAAAGAGAAGGCCUAGCGCAGGAGAUAUUAGAGAUAAAGAAAUCAUUGAUUGAUAUAAAGUCCUGGGUGGGUAUGCAUCAAGAGGCACAGUCUGGUCAAAACCUCCCAUCACCACCAGUGGCUAAAUCUACUCAGGGAUCAUCGCCGGAUACGAUAUAUAUUGGUAAGAAAUGCGAGUUGCUUGGUUGGGGCUUACGUGGUGUUGUUGCUCGUGGUCAAGUACACGAAGUUAGUCCAAAUGCAAUUGUCCAUUGUGAGCCAUUAGCAGAGGGAGCUUUUGUUGUUAUCCUAACUGAGAUUAUACACCCUGAUGCUCCUUUGUGGAAAGAAGAUGGAUUCGCAUCUACACUUGGAGAGGCCGGUCCGGGAUCACUUGUGCAAUGGGGGAAGCAAUCAAUGAGAUUCUUAUAA
Magnolia sinica is the source of this 942-nucleotide messenger RNA. RefSeq lists its product as uncharacterized. Bases 100 to 942 code for a protein of 280 amino acids. The transcript has 5 exons. Lineage: Eukaryota; Viridiplantae; Streptophyta; Magnoliopsida; Magnoliales; Magnoliaceae. The record is from RefSeq and is a predicted model, not a curated record.